This is a messenger RNA of Carlito syrichta (Philippine tarsier), 1290 nucleotides long. RefSeq names its product integrin subunit beta 1 binding protein 2 (gene ITGB1BP2). The transcript is spliced from 11 exons. The record is from RefSeq and is a predicted model, not a curated record. The coding region runs from base 65 to 1111 and encodes 348 amino acids. Lineage: Eukaryota; Metazoa; Chordata; Mammalia; Primates; Tarsiidae.
GGUGUUCCCCUCUCAGCAGCCAGACUCCUUGAAAUACCCUUUCAGUAAUUCUACCAACGCUUCCAUGUCUCUUCUCUGCCAUAACAAAGGCUGUGGGCAGCACUUUGACCCCAAUACCAAUCUUCCUGAUUCCUGUUGCCAUCACCCUGGCUUCCCAAUCUUCCAUGAUGCACUUAAGGGUUGGUCCUGCUGCCGAAAGCGAACUGUAGAUUUCUCUGAGUUCUUAAACAUCAAGGGCUGUACUAUGGGACCACAUUGUGCUGAGAAGCUUCCUGAGACCCCUCAACCUGAGGGCCCUGCUACAAGCAGUUUACUUCAGGAGCAAAAACCUCUGAAUGCGAUUCCAAAGUCAGCAGAGACUUUGCGCCGGGAGAGGCCCAAGUCAGAGUUGCCUCCGAAGCUGCUGCCACUAAAUAUAUCCCAAGCCCUGGAAAUGGCAUUGGAACAGAAGGAGCUAGACCAGGAACCUGGGGCAGGACUUGAGAGUAGUCUGGUCCGGACUGGUUCCAGCUGCCAGAACCCAGGAUGUGAUGCUGUUUACCAAGGCCCUGAGAGUGAUGCUACUCCAUGUACUUACCACCCAGGAGCACCUCGAUUCCAUGAGGGGAUGAAGUCUUGGAGCUGUUGUGGCAUCCAGACCCUGGAUUUUGGGGCAUUCCUGGCACAGCCAGGGUGUAGAGUUGGUAGACAUGACUGGGGGAAGCAGCUGCCAGCAUCUUGCCGCUAUGAUUGGCACCAGACAGAGUCCUUAGUAGUGGUGACUGUAUAUGGCCAGAUUCCACUUCCUGCAUUCAACUGGGUGAAAGCCAGUCAAACUGAGCUUCAUAUCCACACUGUCUUUGAUGGUAACCGUGUGUUCCAAGCACAGAUGAAGCUCUGGGGGGUCAUAAACGUGGAGCAGAGCUCUGUCUCCCUGAUGCCAUCUCGGGUUGAAAUCUCCCUGGUUAAGGCUGACCCAGGACCCUGGGCCCAGCUGGAACAUCCUGAUGCACUAGCUGAGAAGGCUAGGGCAGGGGUUGUCUUAGAGAUGGAUGAGGAAGAAUCUGAGGAUUCAGAUGAUGAUCUGAGCUGGACAGAGGAGGAAGAAGAGGAGGAAGCAAUGGGGGAAUAGAGACAUCAGACAGUUGAAUGUCUAGAUAGUAUCUCAAUGACUCCCUUAGAAUCUCAGAGACCAGGAUGUGGUUGGCCAUGUGGUGUCAUUGAGCAGCAAGAGGCUGAAGUAGGGCAAAACAAAGCUGUCCAAACCAUGCUGUUUUUUCUCUUAAAUAAAUCUUCUGUUCUACAGUUUCA